AUGAACUCCAAGGAUGCUCUGAAUUAUCCCAGUUACACCCAGCUGAUGCAUCAGCUAAGGAUCCCCUUACGUCAGGCAGCUUUCUGGCUGAGGCAGGGGCUAUGGGAGAUUCAUCCCUAAGGCAUCAGGUUCUGCACAGACAUGUGGAAACUCUUCCCAAUGGCAAUACUGGCAGCCAGCAUUUUGACCAUGAUCCACAGCAGCCUCCUCAAUUUCAAAUUCAUGAUCCGGAGAAUUACUAGGAAAAGUGCCUUAAUUUCCUAUAAUGGGUAUGGAUGCCACUGUGGACUCGGUGGGAGAGGGCAGCCUCUAGAUAAGACAGACUGGUGCUGUCAUGCCCAUGACUGCUGCUAUAAGGAGUUAACCAACCAGAGCUGUCACCCAUUUUUCGAUCAUUAUCGAUACUCCAUCAUCGACAAAGAUGUUAUGUGCUGGAACACAAAUAAUGCCACCUGUGCAAAGCGAGCAUGUGAAUGUGACCGGACAGCGGUCCUGUGUUUCAGAAAGGAAGCAAGCAGCUAUCACAAAGGAUACCGCUAUUACUUCAAUUUCUUCUGCAAAGGAUCUACCCCCCGUUGCUAA
Messenger RNA from Caretta caretta (loggerhead turtle), 582 nucleotides. RefSeq names its product group IIF secretory phospholipase A2. The record is from RefSeq and is a predicted model, not a curated record. Gene Ontology annotation, biological process: phospholipid metabolic process; arachidonate secretion; lipid catabolic process. Gene Ontology annotation, molecular function: phospholipid binding; calcium ion binding. Lineage: Eukaryota; Metazoa; Chordata; Testudines; Cheloniidae.